AUGAUUUCUUCUUUUAAUUAGAAAUUUCUACCUUAUUGAUUCAUAUGUUUAAAUAAGUCGAUCCUAGAGUGGAUUAAAACUAUCUGUUUUAAACCAACGACCAUUGAAAUAUAGAACUAACUCUCUAGAUCCAGUCAGGCGGGUUCGCCUCCCGCAGUGUGUCGGUAUUUUAUGCAGAUCUGUGUUUGUUUGUCUGAACAGGUUAAACUGGAACCAGAGGUCCAAGAAACCAAAGUCCAGGAACUGAGUUGGAGUCCCACUCAUCCACCCACGGUCAGUGGGAGCUGACCAUGGAGGACACGGGGUUCAUCUGACUGACUGGGACACGCGAUCAUUUCCUUUAAAUCCACGCGACCUCUAGAAGAAUGGGCAGCCGGAAAAAUGGCUUCACGAAGGAAAGCUUUAUUUUAUCUGUGGACGUCGGUACGACGUCAAUCAGGUGCCAUGUGUACGAUAAGGAGGCGAACAUCCGAGGAUCCUGCACCAGCGAGGUCGUCCCGCUGUAUCCGGAGGCGGGACAUGUGGAGAUGGACCCGGAGGCGUUGUGGAAGGGCUUUAUCGCCGUGGUCAAAGGAGCAGUGCAAGACGCUGGGGUGCAGAUGUGUCAGAUGGAGGCCCUGGGCAUCUCCACUCAGAGAGCCACCUUCACCACCUGGGACAGGAGAACCGGGGUUCCUUUUCACAACUUCAUCAGCUGGCAGGACCAACGGGCUGCAGAGCUGGUCAAGUCUUGGAACAGAUCCUGCACCAUGAAGAUAAUCCACGGCGUGAUGAAGGUGGCCUACUUCCUGACGCGGGACAAACGAUCCCUAGCAGCGAGCCUCAUCGUCUUCUCAACUCAGCACGUCACCUUUCGCCUGGUCUGGGUGCUGGCCCACUACCGGCAGGUGAGAGGACGGGGCGUGGAAACUCAGUCUGAGGAGCUGCAGCCACACAGACGCGUUUCUGUUUUAGGCCAUAGAAACUAG
Molecule: messenger RNA, 968 nt
Organism: Cyprinodon variegatus (sheepshead minnow)
Lineage: Eukaryota; Metazoa; Chordata; Actinopteri; Cyprinodontiformes; Cyprinodontidae
Product: putative glycerol kinase 5
Exons: 5
Coding region: 366-968 (200 amino acids)
Biological process (GO): glycerol metabolic process; triglyceride metabolic process; glycerol-3-phosphate biosynthetic process
Cellular component (GO): mitochondrion
Molecular function (GO): glycerol kinase activity
Source: RefSeq, a predicted model, not a curated record